AUGGUUGAUUCGUGUGAUUGUACAAAAUCUCAAGUAUGUGAUACCAAUGGCCCUUUUAAUGUGAAUCAACAACGGUCAUCUAUUGGUAUAACAUAUGGUCAACAACAAGUUGGUUCUGGCACGUAUGCCAAUAAUAAAUUCGAUGUUUCACUAAAUGGUAAUCGUUGUAAAGGUCGAUAUAAGACUGGAAUAGCAGAAUUAACGUGCCAAUAUACGGGUGGAAAUGCCUGUUACACAAAACUCAGAUGUAUUGCUGGUAAUUGUCUUAAUCCAAGACAAAUAAGUGUAUCAUCAUCCAUGAAAAUGACAACACAAGUACCAAUUUUAGUUUUACCAUUUAUAAUAAUGUUCAUCUUAUUAUGA
Didymodactylos carnosus is the source of this 363-nucleotide messenger RNA. Lineage: Eukaryota; Metazoa; Rotifera; Eurotatoria; Philodinida; Philodinidae. The record is from the annotation of a GenBank genome assembly.